Messenger RNA from Symbiodinium necroappetens, 3704 nucleotides. Lineage: Eukaryota; Dinophyceae; Suessiales; Symbiodiniaceae. The record is from the annotation of a GenBank genome assembly.
GCCUGGUGCGGUGGCUCAGCUACGACGGUCAUGUGGCCGAAGAGCCCGUCAGGGUUAUAGAUGCGGCGCCGGAGGGCUGUUUCCUGGCUCCGAUCGUCCUCGCGCCAGCCGCCGACGACUUUCCUCGACGACAGGUCUUUCAAUGCCAGAACCCUCCAGCAGAUUCAACUCAGGCCCUCAGACUUCGCCUUUUGGAGUCCCGGCUCCACCUGCCGCGCCUGGUCGGGGCCACCUCUAUAGUUUGGUCCAAGGCGAACUCCCUGUUCAACAUCUGCACUUGGGGCCAUGCGGCCUGUCGCAUGGCCAACAACCGAGUAAGGAUGAUUUUGUACGGAGCCUCUUCACAUCUCAACCUGGUGUGGGCCGGCCGCUUGGCUCGCAGGGCAGGCAACAUGCUGCAGCGCGGUUGCAUUCAGUGGGAGGUUGCUGCUGGGACCACUUGUGGGCUCCUCCGUCGCUGGAUGAAGAAGCAUCAUUGGCGAGAGACAGGUCCCUGGCAGUGGACUCACCAGUUUUUCGUGCGUGAGCAGUGCGCCCAUGCACAUGCGCAGGUCGACCUGCGUAAUCAGGCCUUGCUGGAUGCCAACCUUCAUGCCCUUAGGCGUGCAUGGCACCGGGCUCGUUUCUUAGAAUGGCUGCAUGGCAAUACUGUCAGGCAUAGGCAUGAAGCUCAGGAGAUGCAUGAGGCUCAUGGUGAGAACAACAUCCUUAAGGCUUUCCAUGCUGUUGACUUCGAGAAGAUUCGAGGUUUCCUUGCCCUCGGUCCGGGUCACAGAAACGUCCUCUUGGGCAUGGUUGUCAGUGACAUGUGGCUGUUCAAGAGUGGCGAGCGGGCCACUGGCCUUUGCUCGCUCUGCAGUAAUGCGCCUGGCACGUUUGCUCAUUUGAUGUGGCACUGUCCGCACACCGCUGCAACACGGCCUGCUCGCAUUCCUAGCUGUCCUUUGGAAGCUCGACUAGGGGGAGACACGGGCAGUCUGAGGCCUGAGUGGCCCGGCUGUCUGCGACGGAGCUUCGGCUCCCGUGUUUUAGGUCGUCUGACCUCAGCUACGGACCUGGCUCUGCGCUUGCUGCCUGUCGGCUCUGGUCGCAGGGGUGCAGACUACGACCAAGGGUACCUGCACUACAACGACAUAUAUACCCUGAAGGCGACGGACACCCAAAUCUUGGACAUCCUUAUGAAGGACAAGUUCCCGCCGAAUUGGGAGGGCUGUGUCUGUCCGUUCUGCAACAAGGGCGUCCUGGGACCAUUGUCUACCAGAUCUCAAAGGGAUACCAAGGCAUACCGGUGCAACAAGAAGAAUUGCCAGAAGUUUGUGUAUCCGCUUCAUCUGCACCCCAUCUUCACUCUGGUUCGUGGUCCCGAAGGGCACAGUCUCCAAGUACAACAAGCUGUCGCACUUCUUCUUCGUCUGGCUGGAGUUUCGCUUUCCACCAUCCACCUGCUCACCAACAUCAACCACAAAGCAGUCGAGAGGAUGAACCACAAUCUCAACCUCGUCCGCAGCGGUCACGUCACAAAGGUUGAGAAGAGCAUCAAAUUUGGUGGAGAUCCCAAGGCAUGGAAAGACGUCGAGGUGGACGAGGCAUGCUUCGACAAGCGAACCCUGAAGCCUUGGAGGCAUGGGAACAAUGGGGAGGUGGAUUGGACUCCUGUUGCCCAGAAGUGGUUGAAAAACAGGCAUGAAGUGGGUAUGGGUCAAGCCUUCAUAAAGGAGCGUCUCCGCCUCAAUCAGCAUGGUAAGGCCUCCUCCAAACAGCUGGCAGCACAGAUCCGCAGUGCCCAAUAUGAGUAUUGGUACCGAAACGAGGUCAUCCUCGCUGUUUAUGUUGACAUCACGAUGAAGGCCGCGAAGGAAACUGAGGCGCUCACAGCUGAGCAGCACUUCCGCGAGUCGAUCCGAGUCGCUCGCACAACCCGGGAACUGCUGAAGCGCUUCGCUGCCGCACAUCGUUGGCUAGAGCAGCACAAGGAUGAAGACCAUCGUGAGAAGACUAUAGACAUAUUAGAAACGACGAAGAGCUCACGCUUCAGCGACGAAGACGUGCACGAAGACUUGGCCAUUAACAAGGAGUGCUUCUUGAUGGCGAUCCAAGAUCGGGAGGUGCAGCAUCUAAUGAACCAGUUGGAUCUGCCGCCUGAUCGUGCCAAUCUUUUCGAAAUCAUUGAUGCGGACGACUCCGGGGCCUUGCACAUCGCGGAGCUUGUGCAUGGAUUGCUGAAAGUACGCGGCGAAGUGAAGAAAAGCGACACUGUGGCUGCGCUACUUGCAACCAAAUCUGUGCAGGAGAUGGUACACGAGAUGCAACAAGAGCAGAAGGCUGACAUGGAAUACCUGUGUCGGCUCGUUCGGUCGUUAUCAGGGCCUCCACGAACUGCGCAGGUGUUUCUGGUGCCCGGCUGGUUUGGCUGCUUCUCACCCGCUUUGAUUCCGAUUUACUUUGUGUUCUUCGACAUCAUGAACUGCAUUGGCCACUGCAACUUUGAGUGCAUGCCAACUUGGGCACAGACCGGGCCGCUGAAAUAUUUUGUCUACACGUCCUCGUACCAUUCCCUGCAUCACAGCAAGUAUAAGUACAACUACUGCCUCUUCUGUCCGAUUUGGGAUUACCUUGGUGGCACAGUUCAUCCGACGACCGAGUCCCUGCACCAGGAGGUCUUGCACCAAAAGAGCCGACAGCUCGACGUUGUGUUCCUGGCGCAUGGACAUGGCCUUCACUCCAUGUUGCAUCUGCCAUGGCUGUCUCCCUUCUUGGCUUCCCAUCAGCACGAGCAGCGAUGGUGGAUGCUUCCCCUGCAGCCACUGACCUUCCUCUGGGUGCUUUUCUGCCGGCACUGCCUGUCCACCGCCUGCGUACAGCGCUAUCACUACCGUAGCACUCAGUGUGCUACCUGGUGCCUGCCUGUGACGGGCCACUUCUACUUCAUGAAGUCGCACAGGAAGCCGAUCUUUGACAUGCUGGUGCAGGCCGUCAAAGACGCAGAUGAUGCCGGCGUGAAGUACCUGGGAUUGGCACACCUGAACAAGGCCGAGUUUCUGAAUCAAGGAGGCAAAGACCUUUUGCCACUCCUGGGCGACCGGAAGAUUCGCAUCGUGCAUGGCAACACGCUCACGGCCGCCGCAGUUUGGCAGGCACUCCAGGAGCACACGCAGCCCAAGGAUGAGAUCGUCUUUGCGGGAUCCACCUCGAAGAUUGGAAGAGCCUUGUGCAUACUCCUGGCGCGACGUGGCCACACCGUCAGGAUGAUCACCGGAUGCGAGGAGCGCUUCCAGAAGAUCAAGGGAGAGGCAGGGGAGUUCGGAAAGAACCUUGUAAGGGUCCAGACGUACGAAGAAGGUGUGGGCUGCGGCGUGUGGAUCUUGGGCAAGUGGAUGGAGCCAAAGCGGAUCCAGGCAUUAAUUCCUCCUUCUUCACUGAUCAUCGAUUUCGCUGUUCCACACGUCAGCGAGGAGGUGGCAAAGGACUACAGGUACGUCAAUGGUGCAGCGCUGAGCUACAGUUUGAAAGAGACGGACCUGACCUUCUGUCACGACGUGCCGAACACGGUUCCGGCAUGCAUGGCGGCAGCCGUCAUCCAUGCCCGGGAGGACACCCAGAGACAUGAACUCGGCGAGGUGGAGGUUGACGAGGUCGAAGGAUGGUGGGACAAGGCUUCCCGCCACGGCUUUCGCCUGGCCUACCGGGAGCCGAAGGGGAAGCGG